This is a messenger RNA of Microthlaspi erraticum, 354 nucleotides long. Lineage: Eukaryota; Viridiplantae; Streptophyta; Magnoliopsida; Brassicales; Brassicaceae. The record is from the annotation of a GenBank genome assembly.
AUGUCCACAAGGCUCUUGCAACACCUUCUUUGCAAGGAAAGCCACUGGACAAUCAAUGAGGGAGAAGUGAAGCUCCUUGACAUGGGAAUCAAGCCCAUCAUCUCACGCACAAGGAUGGGAAGAAGAUCAGAGGAGACAGAGGCACACGCACACAGGAAUCUCAUGCCUCUCCUUGAGCAGCUCCAAGCCUACAAGGUCACAGCUUACAACACUAGGCAUCAAAGAGGAAGGAAGCUUAGUGUUGGAGGGGUCAUCACACCAUCUCUGUGCAGCUGGAGUUCAACUGGACAAGAGAAGGUCUACUCCACCAGGUUGGAUGGACAUCAAGUUUUGCAAGACCAACCUCCUCAUUGA